Molecule: messenger RNA, 725 nt
Organism: Papilio polytes (common Mormon)
Lineage: Eukaryota; Metazoa; Arthropoda; Insecta; Lepidoptera; Papilionidae
Product: pupal cuticle protein 36-like
Exons: 3
Coding region: 56-643 (195 amino acids)
Source: RefSeq, a predicted model, not a curated record
GUUUUGUGUGAGCUUCACAUUUGGCAGUACCUCUCCAACCAACAUAAACAUCAAAAUGAAACUGUUCAUCGUCGCUGCUUUAGUCGCUGUGUGCGCCGCUGGUCGUCUCGAACAUCUCGAGCGCUCUUACCUACCUCCUGACAGCAGCAAUUCUCUAGGAUUCGGUUCUAGCCGUUCACAAAACGGCUUCGGUUCCAACGGACAGGGAAGCCAAGGUUUCGGCUCCCACGGUUCCUCUGGCAAUUUCGGCUCAAACGGCGGUUUUCAUGGCGCCUUCGGAUCGAACGGUGGUUCCAGUGCUGGUUUCCGUUCAAACGGCAAUGGUUUCGGUUCAUCAAAUGGCAACGGAUUUGGUGCUGCCACAUCUAACCAGUACCUGCCACCUAACUACAGCUCAUCUGGAUCUCACGGUUUAGCUAGAAGUGGAUCUAUCGGAGCUCCAAGCACACAGUAUGGUACUCCAUCCUUUGGCAACAACGGUUUCGGAGCCCAGGGUGGGUCUCAGUAUUCCCAGGGUGCGCAGUACCGCUCUCAGUCCGGUGGUGCCGGCCCCAGCAACCAGUACCUCGCGCCUGCUCGCUCCAACUCCUUCCAGAACGUUCCCCAGCAGAACUUCGACGAGCAGACUGGCUACCAUUACUAGUGCAUAUAUCUUUGUAACCGCUUAGCUAAUGUGAUUAUUCUUUCAAUGUUAUAUACUUGAAUAUAUUUACUCGUAUUAAUAA